GAAUCUCAAGAACGAGGCGGAGGAUUUGAAACAAAAAUUCAAGAAAUUUCAUAAAAUCAUACAUAAAAUCAAAUCAACGAUCGGUUGGCUCGGGUUUCUUAAUUGAAUGCUCUAAGUGUUGGAUCAAACAGCCAUUCAAGAACCGAUCUUUGUUUUCUUCUAGGUUUAGGGUUUGUUGAUUUUUUGAUGUAUGUUUUAUUCUUCGUUUUUCUGGUAAUCGGUAGUUUUAUAUCUUGAUAGAAGUUUCCGUCUAUCGAUCUUCUACGUUUUUCGAUCGCGAAUUGGUAUUUUAGGGCUCGAAAUUUUCUGUUAUAGUCGUGAAGUUUUUGUUUUCUUCUUUGAAUCGUCACAAAAACUGUCGUUUCUUUUGGAAAAAAGAUUUUGGAAUCAGCGACUUGUACCAGAGUCUGAUAGUCCGAAUUUAGUUCGGAAUCGAGAUGAAAGAUCAGGCACAGAUGAAGAAUCAGUCGCAGAUGAUGAGUAUGGGGCAGCCGUUGCCGAUAAUGAGUCAAUCACAUCAGGUGAUGAAUAAUCAGAACUCUCAGAUGUUGAUGAACCAGUUGAUUAAUCCAUCUCAUAUGAUGAUAAAUCAGUCGCAGUCACAAGGGAUGCUGAACAACCGAGGUGGUGGCUACGGGAUGUGGCCGCCGCCACAAGUGGAUCAGCUCAAGUUCAAAAAUCCGAAUACGAAGCCUUCUGGAUUUAUGCCGUCUUCUUCGAAGGCCAUGGGGCCACGAAACAACAAAAAUUGGAAGGGGAAAAAAGGAAAUGAUAAGAGGAAUAACAAUAAUUGGAAGGAAUUGCCAGUUAUGGGUGGCGGUAGUAGUAUCAACAACGGCAAUGUUGGUGGUGGAGGAACUUAUAAUCCUCCUACACUCAAGGAAUUGCAGCAGCAAAAUCGAUUGAAGGCCAGAAGAUACUUUUCGAAGAAGAAAUUCAAUCAUGGUGGUAAAUCAGCCCCUUUUGCUCCGAGGAACACCACAUCGUUUCUCAUUCGUGCAAAGAAAGCAGGUGGCAUCACAUCCUUGGUUUCUCCAUGCCCCGUUACACCUGCCGUGCUUCCCACACCCAAUUUUUCUCCAUCGAGGGAAGUUUUGGUCGACAUGGCGAAAGAAGAAUGGGGUGUGGAUGGGUAUGGUUCGAUGAAAGGCUUAAUUAGGCUUAGGUCGCCUGGGAAUGAAGCCGAUGUAGCUGAAGAUGAGGAGGAUGAAGAGGGUGGGUCGAGUGAGAGCGAUGUGGAGGAACAUCUAGAGGUAGAGAGACGAUUGGAUCAUGACUUGAGCAGAUUUGAGAUGAUUUAUCCAAAUUAUGGUGUCACGGAUCAUGGUAGUUAUCAUUUGGAGAACAGGGUUGAUGAUCAAGACACCCAUAUAGCUCAGUUAGAAGAAGAGAACCUGAUAUUGAAAGAAAGACUGUUCUUGAUGGAAAGGGAAUUUGAUAACUUGAGGACAAGGUUGCAGUCUUUGGAGAGGCAGAGGAGGGGAGCACAAGGAUUCAUUGAAGAGGUUGUGGAGAAUGAUUCUGAGCAUGAAAGCGAGAGCCGUGGUUAUGGUAGGUCAGUUGAGGAAAAUAUGGAAGAGAACAAUGAAGGAAAUCAGUAUGCUGAAGCCAUGAAGUAUAGUAACAGAGAGGUUGAACAGAAAGAAUCUAAUGAUACUGAAAAGGGUGGAGAGACCAUGGAAGAGUGUAUUAAUAAAGACAAAGUGGUAAAAGGUGUAGCAGAUGUUGAUAUAGAAGAUGAUGUUCUGAGAAAGGAAGAAGACAUAAAUGUGGGACUUGGAGGUAAAAUGGAAGAUGAUGAUGGGACAAUUGAAGUAAACCCAGAUAGUAGCAAGGUAGAAGGGUCUGUUCCAAUAAAGGAUGAAACAGAAACAGAAACAGUUGCAGGGAGGUAAUGAAUGAAUGGUAGGAAGUGGAGAUGUGUUAAUAGGAACCUAACAGAAGUUCUUGUGGAAAUCCAAGUAGAAUGGAGAAGGGUUGGGUUGGGUUGGGUUGGUUAUCUUUAAGUUGUGGAUUUGGUAGUCUUUUUCUGUAUUUAGGGGCAGGGUGAGAGAUGGUGAUGAAGUGGGGUGUAUGUGCAGCAGGUACUUACAUUUGGUAUUGGGAUUUUGAAAUCUAUGCAUAUGUGUAAAUCUAAUGCUUUUAAAUAAUAUUUGCAUUCCAUGUUUUCAAA
Molecule: messenger RNA, 2173 nt
Organism: Cynara cardunculus var. scolymus (artichoke)
Lineage: Eukaryota; Viridiplantae; Streptophyta; Magnoliopsida; Asterales; Asteraceae
Exons: 1
Coding region: 438-1895 (485 amino acids)
Source: RefSeq, a predicted model, not a curated record